Drosophila willistoni is the source of this 3110-nucleotide messenger RNA. Its product is annotated as larval serum protein 1 beta chain. The record is from RefSeq and is a predicted model, not a curated record. The transcript has 2 exons. NCBI's taxonomy places the organism in Eukaryota, Metazoa, Arthropoda, Insecta, Diptera, Drosophilidae. The coding region runs from base 649 to 3012 and encodes 787 amino acids.
GGUUAACCGUGAUCACGAAGGCGGUUCCUCCGGAGUGAGGCUUGGCCAUUGCACAUUCGGCUGAGUUGACCUCUGCGAUUAUUCCUAAUGUGAAUAACUCGUGCGUGUAAUUUUUGGUAGCCGGGAAUGGCGUUCGCGCCGUCCCGACCUUAAUUAAUAAAUCUAAAUAUAACCUAACAACAGUUUUCUUACUAUCAUUAGUUUAGAAAUGGGAAAAGAUUAGCAUUUAACCAAACCACACACACAUACAUAUGCCAAGAAUAAAAAACAAUUUGCUGAAAAUGUGUGCACUUCAGACUGGUAAUUCGCGAUUCUCCAGAAAAUUGUUAUCAGUGACUUAUACUUUCGAGAGUAAUGGAUAAUCUAACCUAAGGUACGCUCACACAGUCACUUGCGUUGAUGGACCUUGACGACAGAUGGUCGCAAUCGCCUUCACCUGGAAUACAGAUACACCCAGGUGACUCUCUGAACUCGGUGAUCCCUUAUCUUUAUCGAGAGACAAAGAGAGAUUUGGUGCAUUCUCAUUUGGCUAUAUAAGCGCAUGUUGGGGCGACGAACAAGUAACAGUCUUUAGGUAUUGGAUCCCAUUGCGGUGUGUGCAUCUAAUCCGGAGCAGUUGUGGUUGUGGUAGAAGAAGGAGACAUCAACAUGAAGAUUGCUAUUGCAUUGCUGGCCUGCUUGGGCCUGGUCGCUGCGGCCAGUUUCCACCAAACGCACGAGGUGAAAAUCGCCGACAAGGCUUUCCUGGAAAAGCAAAAGUUCCUGUUCGAGAUAGUUUACAGGGUGGAGGAUCCCCUAAUGUUCGAGGAUUACAUCAAAAUGGGACCGCAAUUGUACACUGAGGAGUCCUACUACACUCACUAUGACUUGUACAUGAAGAAGUUCUACGAGGCAUACAAAAUGCACGCACUUCUUCCCAAGGGUGAAUUCUUCGGCCAAUUGAACAUGGCCCAUGCCAAACAGGCUCGCGGAUUAUUCAACUUCUUCUACUAUGCCAAGGAUUGGGAGACUUUCAUGCACAAUGUGGCCUGGGCCCGUAUGCAUGUGAACGAGGGCAUGUUUGUCUACGCUCUUACUCUGGCCGUGAUCCACCGCGAAGACUUCCACGGACUGAUGCUCCCCUCCAUCUACGAGAUCUUCCCACAGUUCUUCUUCAACAGCAAAUUCGUGUACGAGGCCGAGAAAUUCGAUUACGAGAUGUGGAUGAAGAUGACCAUGUACGAGAAGGAAUACAUGGAUGUCUACCACAAGGGACACGGACACGGUAACAUGUACCAGUAUGGCGAUUACAUGUACAUGAAGGACUUCAAGAUGUGGCAGUGGUGGAAGCUGAUGGGUCUCGGCGAGCACUGGUACAGCGAAAACAAGUUCAUCCUGCGUGAGAACAUUUACGAAUUCAACCAGGACACCAAAUGGCAAGACAUGAUGAAGGACGUGAAAGUCUGGUGGAUGCCAGUGGACUACACCCGCGACUUGGACAUCUACAACGAAGAGUCGAAACUGUCCUACUUCACCGAGGAUUUGGGCUGGAACUCCUACUGGUACUAUCUGAACUUGGACUACUCCUUCUUCCUCGAUGGCAACACCUUCGGCCUGAAGAACGAUCGUCGUGGCGAGUGGUGGUUGUACAAUGUCCACCAGCUGCUCUCCCGCUACUAUAUGGAGCGUUUGUCUCACGGCUUUGGUGAUAUUCCAGAGUUCUCGUGGUACCAUCAAAUCGAAAUGGGCUACGAUCCCCAGAUGAUCUACUACAACGGCAUUGGCUACAGCUACCGCAAGAACUACUACGAGAUGGAAACCUACGGCAACUUUGAUAUGCUCAACCAGAUCACCGGCUUCAUGCAGCGCAUCCACAACAUCAUCGAAAACGGACACUACAAGACCAGCGAUGGACACAUGAUUGACCUGCGUAAACCCGAAUCCAUUGAGUACAUCGGCAACAUCAUGCAGGGCAAUGUUGAUGCCAUGGACAAGAUGUUCUUCCAGUUCUGGUACAUGAUGGCCCAUAUGUACUUCGCCGACGCCGACUAUCACCAGAUGGAUGUCUAUCCCAACGUGAUGCUCAACUUCGAAACAAUGAUGCGUGACCCCAUGUACUACAUGUUCUACAAGUCGAUUGCCCAAGUCUACUUCCAGUUCAUGCACUACCUGCCCAAAUACACCAAGGAACAGUUGCUGAUGCCAGGUGUGACACUGAAACAUGUGGAGAUCAGUGAGCUGGUUACUUACUUCGAUCUGGUUGACUUCGAUGUUACCAACAUGCUCAACGACAAAAUGGUCUUCCACGAAGGCAAAUUCGUCUGGGACAAGUCGCUCUAUGCUCGUCAGAUGCGCCUCAACCACAAACCCUUUACCUACAGCUAUACCAUUGAGUCGGACAAGCCCGAAAAGGUUGUGGUCCGUGCCUUCUUGGGUCCCAAGUUUGAUGAAUUCGGAAAAAUGAUUUCCCUAUCAGAAAACCGCAUGAACUUCAUGGAAGUCGAUGAGUUCUACUACGAACUGAAGGCUGGUAGCAAUGUCAUCACUCGCAAGUCCAAUGACUUCUACUGGACCGUUAAGGAUCGCACUACUUACACCGAACUCUACUACUAUCUGAUGAUGGCUUUCGACGGCAAAUACAGUUUCCCUCUGGACAUGAGCGAGCCCCACUGCGGAUUCCCAGACCGCCUCGUCCUGCCCAUGGGCUGGAAGAAGGGAAUGCCCAUGCAGAUGUUCUUCAUGGUGAUGCCAUACACUGCACCAACCCACGAGCAGUUCUCCAAAUUUGAUUACACCUACUCCUGCGGCAUUGGCUCGGGAGCUCGCUUCGUCGACGACAUGCCAUUCGGCUAUCCCUUCGACCGCGAGAUCGAUGAGUACGAGUUCUUCGUGCCCAACAUGUACUUCAAGGAUGUCAUGAUCCACCACCUGGAUACCAUGGAGCCCUACUACCACUAUAAGGGCUACACCAACUACGGACAGUUCGAUUACACCUUCUUCCGUGACUACUACACCAAGUACUUCAAGUUGUAAGGCUCAGCGCCGCCGGAUGGGGCAACAUUGUAACAGGGCAGCUAUAAGUGAUGGCAAAUAUGGAACAAAUAUUUUUGAGUCAAUGCAUUUAAAAUUCA